Molecule: messenger RNA, 2489 nt
Organism: Rosa chinensis
Lineage: Eukaryota; Viridiplantae; Streptophyta; Magnoliopsida; Rosales; Rosaceae
Exons: 2
Coding region: 575-2131 (518 amino acids)
Source: RefSeq, a predicted model, not a curated record
UCUGAUCAAAAGACAGAGAAAAGGAAGCGUAUAUUCGGGUCAACUCUCUCCACUUCUUCACAACCUUUUGCGCCAACACACACAUCUCUUCCCUCCAUUUCUGUCUCAUUCUUACCCAGAUCUAUUUCUCUCUUAUUCUUACCCAGAUCUAUUUCUCUCUCAUUCUUCUCCCUCCACCCAAAUUGUUCUUCUUAACCAAUAAUCAAUGUUUUACUCAUCGCAACUACCACCAUGUGUCCUUGUUUCUAGUAUUCUAUCAAGUUCCCAGGUUAUCUGAGUCUCCGGAAUCGAUCCCGUUCCAAACUGCCAUCUCACCAAUUUGUUCGUGGGUAUGCAAAGAGCACCAAGCCUCACUUCCCUGGCCUCUUCUUGUAUGCCUUCAAAGGUUGUAGAUUUGUGGGUUCAUUGGCAACUUUGUCUCUAUAUAAUUCAAGGUCUCAGGCUUCUCAAGAGUGGAUGUCCCUUACACUACAAAUUAGAGCUAUGACAGCGAGGGUGUUGCACAAUCAUUCUUACUGAAAACCAUUGCAGCUGAAAGGUGCCCCUAUUCUUCAGCUGCCUCAUUUUCAGUAUUAUGGAUAAAGAAUGGGUAUUUUUGCACCGGCGUAGUGAUGAAUAUUUGCUUGGCCUUCGAGCUUUCAUCUCCCAUGCAGUGGCUGUUGCUGGGAUUGAUGGAAACAUCAAGUGUCCAUGUAAAGUUUGUGGUAAUAGACAUCAGAGAUCAGUUACAGAUGUUGAAGAUCAUCUACAUAUAAGUGGAAUGGAUGAUAUUUAUGCUAAUGGUAUCUGGGACAAGCAUGGCGAGACAAUCCCUAAUGUAACUGAUGAAAUUCACCAUAUGUUUCAGAAUGAGGAUAUGUCCAGCUUGUUGGCUGAUGCCUUUGGGAUGCAUGAUUAUAUGGCUGAACUAGAUGUUGUUGAUGAACAAUCCUCUCCUCCAUAUGGGCCAACUCCCUAUGCUGCCAAGUUCUUCAAAAUGGUCGAGGAGGCCCAAACAGAAUUGUAUCCAGGUUGUGGGAAAUCAAAACUAUUAUUUUUGGUGCGUUUGUACCAGGUCAAAACUAUGUUUGGUAUGAGUGAUUCAUGCUUGAAUGCAAUGUUGACCCUCAUAAAACAGUGGUUCCCAAAUGUGGAUUUGCCUGAAUCCUUUUACAAGGUGAAGAAGUUCAUUACUGACUUGGGUUUGACAUAUGAAAAAAUUGAUGCUUGCCCGAACGAUUGUAUGUUGUACUACAAAGAACAUGCCAAUGAUACAUCCUGCCAUGUCUGUGGAUCUUCUCGUUACAAGAGAGUUGCAGAUUCUGAGAAUCCAAGUCGUUCUCGAGUUCCUCAAAAGGUAUUACGGUACUUCCCAUUGGGCCCAAGACUUCAACGGCUUUACCUGUCACGAUAUACAGCUGAGUCCAUGAUUUGGCAUGCUGAACAUAGACCGAAAGAUGAUGUUUUGAGACACCCGGCAGAUUCCAAGGCAUGGGAGCAGCUUGAUAGUAUUGACCCAACAUUUGGAAGUGAAGCACGCAAUGUUCGUCUUGGUUUGGCUAGUGAUGGUUUUAAUCCAUUUGGCACAAUGAGUCAAUCUCAUAGUACUUGGCCGGUUGUAAUGUCAGUGUACAACCUUCCACCUUGGCUCUGCAUGAAGAAACCAUACCUUAUGUUGUCUUUGCUUAUUCCUGGCCCUACAAGCCCCGGUAAUAAUAUAGAUGUCUACCUUCGGCCUUUGGUGGAUGAGUUGAAAAUUCUAUGGGAAGAAGGGAUACCAACCUAUGACGCAUUUAAGAAGGAAGAAUUCAACAUGCGGGCUGCCGUUAUGUGGACCAUUAAUGACUUCCCAGCAUAUGCUAUGCUUUCCGGUUGGAGUACGAAGGGAUAUAAAGCAUGCCCUCAUUGUGGCCAUAGUACCAAGUCUUAUUGGUUACCUAAUAGUCAAAAAUGUUGCUACCUAGGACAUCGAAGAUGGAUUCCAAUUCUGCAUAGGUUUCAGAGAUGGACAGUAGCAUUCGACGGCCACCAAGAACAUCAGUUACCCCUCAUUACCAUGACAGGUGCACAAUGUUUGCAAGAAUUAAGCAGUUUGAGAUUUAAGUUUGGCAAAAACAUAAAACAAUCAGAGAAAAACCCAAAGCGCAAGUGAUCAGCUGUGGAAAAGCCCUAUGAUGGACCCUGGAAAAAGCAAAGUAUAUUUUAUGAGCUGCCAUACUGGAAAGAUCUGCUAUUGAGACACAAUCUUGAUGUGAUGCACAUCGAGAAAAAUGUCACGGACAGUGUGUUGGGGACCUUGUUGUCUAUUGAUGGAAAAAGCAAGGAUACCUAUAAUGCUCGUAUGGAUUGUGUGAAUCUUGGGAUUAAAAAAAAAUUGCAUCUAGAGAGUGAAGGGGCUAGACCUCCGAAGGCAGCCUUCAACAUGAAGACUGAGAACAUGACCAUGAUUUGUGAAGUAUUGGCUUCAAGUAAGCUUCCUGAUGGAAUAGCCUCUAAUAUUGCUAAAUGUG